Ambispora gerdemannii is the source of this 525-nucleotide messenger RNA. The record is from the annotation of a GenBank genome assembly. NCBI's taxonomy places the organism in Eukaryota, Fungi, Glomeromycota, Glomeromycetes, Archaeosporales, Ambisporaceae.
AUGGCACAAAGUACCUUUGGAUGUUGUACACAAUUUAAUUUCCACGAUAUUGGCAUUGACGAAUUAAAAAUGUGGGUGAAUAUUACUGAUCAACGCUGGAAUCUUAAUCUAAAUACGGAAAAUGCCGAACUUUUAGUAGGAAUUUGUGAUCAAUCCCAAUACAAUGAUCAGUCAUUGAGUGACUUGGCAGAAUUCACCCGAUUUGAGCUUUAUCUAAGAAACUAUUGGGUUGUUAGUGUUGGUGAAUCUAAUUACCUUGCUUUUCGUCGUAGUAAGAAUGAAACUAUUCUUCCAAAUUGGAAAAGUAUUUUUGGUAUUUAUCCAGAUUAUCAUAACGAAUAUUUUGUGACGACAGAUUAUCAAACCUCUUUUAAUUCAGCAGUAAAUUUUAACGGGACUUAUGCAUAUAUUUCUCUCACAUUACGCUCAACAGAAGUUGAAGUCCUUCAUGAAAUAAAAGAAAAAACUUACACUCGGUGGAAUUGUGACUUUUGGGAUGACUCUUUAUACUAUAAUGUUUGGUAA